AUGUCUCCUCGUUCCCCGCAGUCUUUGGACAGCCCAAAUGGUGCGGCUCUCACCUGGAUUUUCGAUCACUGUCUUCGCUACCCGGCUUCUUAUGAGAUCCCAUUACGAGACAUGUACACAUUUAACUGUAAUCCGACGAAUACUCCGUUCCCUCGCACUCGUUCUCCCGAAACCGCUUUCUCCCCUCGCAACUCCUCCUCAACUCACUCCUCUCGCUCCUCUAAUGGCUCUUUCGAUGCCGCCGCGGACUUUCGCUCGCUCAUGAGCCACCAAAUUGCGAACCGGAGCUCUCAGCCCUGCGAACUUCCUGUCUCCUUCCUGACUGGAUUCGUGCACCGUUGCUUUACUCCCGAGCUUGAGAGUGUGGACUUCCCUCAAGCUCUGACUGCCAUUGAUUAUCUCAAAGAUCUCGAGACCCGUUGGAAGAAGGAAAUGGAGGCCGCUCUGACGCGACUGGGUAUCAAACGCGAGGACGCCGAGAAUCCCAACUCCUCAGGAUUUGCCGGAAAAUAUCCCGGUGUUAUGACUUGGUUACACACGAUGAACGCCAAAGCUCGCACUGUGACCGCCUUGUACACUCAGAUCUACGUUGGCCUGCGUCGCUGGGUUCUCAUUAAUGAUAUGCUACUUGAGCCCCAAAACAAGCACUUGAAGACCCAGCGGGAUGGCUUCUUCCGGUACAUCAAUGCGGUCGCCGCCCAUGGCAAGGAGGCAUUGGACCCCGUCGUCGUCCAGGGUGCCCCUGAAGGCGAGGCUACCUCGUGGGGGCCACUGCACGAUUGUCUCGUGCGCUACGUGGACCACGUCAAUGAGCUCAUUGAAGAGUGCCAGCUGGUCAACGAGCCCUCUUACUUAUCCGAAGGCGGCUCCCCCCACCGCAACAAGAGCCGCAAGGCCGAUUCCGGUAUUAGUUUUGGCUCCGCUGGAACCGACGCCAGUUUCGCCGACGGUGAAGCUGAGAAACCCCUCCCUCACUUCCCCGUCCCCAAGGCAAGCCCGACCAAGACCGGCUCUUUCCUCGAGCGCAUUGCCCGUGAGGUGCGAUCCCUGGGCCCCACUGCCCGCACCAAGAACCUCAAAAAGAUGAAAUCCACCACCGCUCUUAACUCUCGGCCUGGCAGCCAGCAGAGCUCCGCAGAGAGCUCCUUCUUUGAGAUCGAUGAACAAAAGCGUCGCCGCUUGCUAGGCGAGGCGACUAGCCGCAAAAUUUCCCAGUCCUAG
Messenger RNA from Penicillium manginii, 1221 nucleotides. RefSeq lists its product as uncharacterized. Bases 1 to 1221 code for a protein of 406 amino acids. The transcript is spliced from 3 exons. NCBI's taxonomy places the organism in Eukaryota, Fungi, Ascomycota, Eurotiomycetes, Eurotiales, Aspergillaceae. The record is from RefSeq and is a predicted model, not a curated record.